Molecule: messenger RNA, 900 nt
Organism: Nematocida homosporus
Lineage: Eukaryota; Fungi; Microsporidia
Product: 26S proteasome regulatory subunit N11
Exons: 1
Coding region: 1-900 (299 amino acids)
Biological process (GO): proteasome-mediated ubiquitin-dependent protein catabolic process; protein deubiquitination
Cellular component (GO): proteasome regulatory particle, lid subcomplex
Molecular function (GO): protein binding; proteasome binding; metallopeptidase activity
Source: RefSeq, a predicted model, not a curated record
AUGUGGGACCAAGCAAGAUUUGCCGAUGAUUCAUACACUCCAGAUGCAGCUGAAACAAUUCAGAUUUCUUCACUAGCUCUGAUAAAGAUGUUAAAACAUGGCCGAGCUGGAGUACCUAUGGAAGUCAUGGGCUUAAUGUUAGGAGAGUUUGUUGAUGAUUAUACAAUCAAAGUUUCAGAUGUCUUUGCUAUGCCUCAAAGUGGUACUGGUGUUAGUGUAGAAGCAGUAGAUCCAGUCUUUCAAACUAAAAUGAUGGAUAUGCUUAAAAUAACAGGUAGAGGAGAGAGUGUAGUUGGCUGGUACCAUUCACAUCCUGGUUUUGGUUGUUGGUUAUCAAGUGUAGAUAUGAAUACUCAAUCAGGAUUUGAACAAUUAUCAAAAAGAGCAGUAGCUGUUGUUAUUGAUCCUAUUCAAAGUGUUAAAGGUAAAGUAGUAAUUGAUGCCUUCCGAUUAAUCUCUAUGCAGAAAUCAAUCACUGGAGUAGAGGCUAGACAAGUCACUUCUAACAUAGGAUACUUAAACAAACCAACUCUAGUCAGUAUGUUGCACGGAUUGAACAGACAUUACUACUCCUUGAACAUUCAGUAUAAGAAGAGUGAGUUAGAAGAGAAUAUGCUGAUGAGUUUACAUAAGAAGACUUGGGCUGACUGUUUAAAGAUGGAUAAUGUUGAGAAGUUCACUAGACAGGCGCAACAGAAACGGGAGAUGAUUAAGGAGUUAGGAGUUGCUUUUGCUAAGCGGAUAGAGGAGGAGAAGGCAGUGGCGGAGGAGAGUAAGGAGAUAGAGUCGGUGGGUAAAGUUGAUGUUCGUCGGCGGAUUUUAGCUGAAGCAGAACGACUUAUGAGUGAGAAUACUAUGCAGCACUUGAUUACUUUGGUGCAUAAGAAGAUCUUCCAUUAA